AUGAAUACAUGCACGAUCAAUAAAAAAACAGAUUCUGAAAAAUUGAGUUGGUCAAACUUAAGGAAAAAGAUUAUUAAAAAAUACCCUCAAUACAAGGUAAUUAUAGAUUCCAACUCUAACCUCUUUUCAAAAUUAGACUUUUCAAAAAAAGAAAAUUAGGUCAAAGUGAUAAACAAAAUUAUCGAAAAAUAACAACAAGCAUUAGAAUUAAUUUUUACAGAAGAACUUGAAAAUUCAUAAAAGGAAUAAUAAAAGUAAAUCUAGAAAUUGGUAGGAAUUAUAGCAAAGUAAUCAAAGACAAAAGCAACCAAAUAAGAAGAGUUAAAAAAAAUAGGGUAACAAAAAGGAAAUUUAAAACCUAAUGUUACUGCCCCAGUCAAAAUGUAAUUGUAGAAAAAGGUCUCUGACAAAAUAGAGGCUUGGAAUACUCUUGAUGAUACUUAGAGCCUAAUUCAUGAUUAUCAGGAUGGCACUUAAGACUAAUUUUAUAUUACAUAAGAUGUCUAAGCUCCAUAAGAAAAUGAAUACAGAAAAUCAGGGUCAACCCAAUUUGUACCUUAAUCAAUUCUUACUAAAAAGAAAAAAAAAUAAAAAAAAGCUAAAGUUUCAACUGUCAAAGAGAAGUCUGUUCGAUUCUCAGAGAAAAUUAGCCAAAAUGAAAAAAAUAUCGAUAAAAACAAAUUUUUAAAGGAAGCUCUGGAAAAUGAAGAAUUAGACAAGAAUUAAGGACAAAACGGAAAUUCAGAUGAAGAAGAAAAUGUCGAAAGCAAUGAAGAGAACACCCAAAUAGAGAAUGCACAUUUGGAGGAUGAUGUGGAUGAUGAUGACGAAAUUGAAGAUAAUAAUGAAGAGAGUUAAAAUGAAAAUGACGAAGAAGAGGAAGAUGAGGAUAAUGAAGAAGAUGAUAUUGAAGAUGAUGUCGAAGAAAAUGGAGAGGAGGAAGAAUAAGAGGAAGAGGAAGAAGAUGAAGUUGAAGAUGAGGAUGAUGAUGAUGAUGAAGAGUAAGAGGAAGAGGAAGAUUAAGAAGAAGAGUAGGUGGAUGAAGAUGCUGAUGAUGAUGUAGAUGAGGAUGAUUAAGAUGAGGAGAUUGAAGAAAACGAAAACUCUAAUGAAGAAAAUGAUAUAUAAAGCAAAGAUUAUGAGAAUAAAAAAAAUUCUAGAGAUUUAACAAAAAAGAUUUUCUGA
Molecule: messenger RNA, 1185 nt
Organism: Paramecium octaurelia
Lineage: Eukaryota; Ciliophora; Oligohymenophorea; Peniculida; Parameciidae
Source: the annotation of a GenBank genome assembly